Messenger RNA from Owenia fusiformis, 503 nucleotides. The record is from the annotation of a GenBank genome assembly. Lineage: Eukaryota; Metazoa; Annelida; Polychaeta; Sabellida; Oweniidae.
AGAGCCAUUUAUCUGUUGGUCGUGGACCUAUCUAAAGACCUGGAUGAGAAAGUUAAGACAAUACGACAAUCCCGUGAUGGACCAAAACCCGACACCGCUGCCCCGGAAAAGGUCAAGGAUUACCUCGAUUACUGGUUGAACUCAAUCCACACUCAUGCUGGGAAGUCAUCUCCUGAAUCUGAAUCACUGAGUCCCCCUGUCAUCAUAGUCGGAACACACAAAGAUGCUCUUAAUGUGGAAAAGUUAAAGACCGAUCAGUACAUAAACAACUAUUUUCGCCAUAUAGAAAAGAACUUCCACGGCAAAAUCUACUUUCAUCACGUUCACAAACCAUACAUCGCAGUCGAUAACAAUUCCGAUGACGACCAAGAGUUAAACGAACUUAAGGAGACAAUCGUGCAGCUCGCAGAAGGUCAAGGAUUCUGGGGGCAGGAGGUACCUGUUAAAUGGUUGCUUCUUGAGAAAAAUCUGCGUGGAUUAAAAGUAAAAUCCCAAGGUGGAGC